Molecule: messenger RNA, 1386 nt
Organism: Pelmatolapia mariae (spotted tilapia)
Lineage: Eukaryota; Metazoa; Chordata; Actinopteri; Cichliformes; Cichlidae
Gene: apol1
Product: apolipoprotein L, 1
Exons: 7
Coding region: 1-1386 (461 amino acids)
Biological process (GO): lipoprotein metabolic process; lipid transport
Cellular component (GO): extracellular region; membrane
Molecular function (GO): lipid binding
Source: RefSeq, a predicted model, not a curated record
AUGGAACAGAACAUGAUACUUUUUUUUUCACAGGCUAAAGUGGAAAAACACAAGCGUCACAAUCCAUUUAUGGCCCAUUUACGCUCUGCAGCCAAGGCUGCAUCUGAUGAUGAAGGGCUGAAUGAAGAUGAGGAAUCUGCAUCCAAAGAGGAAAAGAAUGAAGACGUGAACAAGGAAAAAACGGAGACCAAAGUCAAGAAAAAAAAGAAGCACAACCCGUUCAUGCCUGGUGUAAAGAAUGAAGGUGAAAACAGGUCCGCGUUUGACCAGUUGGAGGACUACCGUAUUGGCCCUGCCUCAGCAGAAGAUAGUAAUGAUGUGGAUCUUAUGGAUUGGUGGGAAAAUGUGGAACAGUGGAAAGACACACCUCAACAUGAAGACAUGACUGAAAAAGAAGAGGCCAAGGCCUUUGCUUUGACCGCCGAGAAGCUGCAGAAGGGCAUCAGAGUCUUCAACAAACUGUUCACGGAGAGGGCAGAGAGCCUCUGGCAGCAUGUCAUCGACCUCAACGGCAUCGCUGAUGGGCUCGACAAGUUCAGCAAGAACACAAAGAUCGCUCAAAUCACAGGCGGCUCCACCAGCGCCGUUGGGGGCGUCGCCACUGUUGCUGGCCUCGCCCUGGCUCCCUUCACCAUGGGAACUUCCUUGAUUGUGACUGCAGUGGGCCUGGGCAUUGCUGCAGCAGGCGGUCUGACAUCAGCAGGUGCCGGCAUCUCCAACCAGGUCAACAACACCAUGGACCGCAAGAAGGUGGAGAAGAUCGUGCAGGACUACCAGGAGAAGAUGGAAGACCUGAACAAGUGCCUGACGUUCAUCAAACAGGGUAUUGAGAACCUGCACAGGUUCGAUCUGAUCAAGAUGAAGAAUAGCGCAUACAAUCAGGACUUCCCUGCACUUACUAGCAGAUUCUAUGAAGAUGGCGCCAUGGCUGGAAAGGCGAUCCUCAUCAGUGCCAAUGAGAUCAUGCGUUUUGUCCAGAUCGCCCAUGUAGCAGGUAGCACCGCAGCUAGAGCAGUCCAGAUUGCUAGUAUGGCAACUGGCGUGCUCACCGGACUCUUUGUAGUUAUGGAUAUCUACUUUGUGUCCAAAGACUCCAAAGAACUCAAGAAAGGGGCAAAAUCAGAGUUUGCAGCCAAAAUCAGGGAGGUGGCGCAACAGCUGCACGAUGGUCUGGUGGAGCUGAACUCAAUACACCAAGAGCUGCAGUUCAACUCACCAGAAAAAGACUCUGAGAAGACCACAGAAGAUCUGGACAGUGAAAAGAAAGAGAAGGAUGGAAAAGAUUUGGACAGUGAAAAGAAGGACAAUGACAGCUCAGAUGAAGAUGAAAUUGACCGCAUUAAAAAAGCCAUCAAAAAGGACCUUGAGAACCAAGAAUAUGUUUGA